AUGCCGUUGUUUUUAGUCCUAAAAGCUACACUAUCAGAAAACGUGACCAAGGUCUCAGUUAAGAAUACAGACGAAUCAAGAGCGGAAUUUGCCUUUGAUUUGCAAUGUACCAAUUGCAGGGAAUUGCAUGACUCUAAAAUUAUGAUCAAUACGUUUGAAGAACAUGCCAUGCCGUCUUCAAAAGGGACUGCAUCCUUUUUAAUGAAAUGUAAAUUUUGUUCGAAAGAGCUGUCAGUUAACUUGUCUAUUUUUGAGAAUGAAUACUUAACUGACCAGAAUGACGACAAAUGGGCCAAGAUAAAAGAUGCCAGAAAGAAGCAUGGGCUCUCUAAGACCAAAGAAGAUUGUUUUAUUCCGCUGAAUCUUGAUUGUAGAGGUUGUGAAUUAGUCCAAUUUUAUCCGGACAAUAUAACGUUUGAGAUCUCUUUAAGUUCAGGAAAAAUAAUGUCAUGCCAACUAGAGGAUAAUGAAUGGUAUGAUUACGAUGAUGACUCUGGAGAAGAAGUAACGAUGACUGAGUUUUCCUCAAACAUCAUAAAAGGUAAAUGA
Molecule: messenger RNA, 549 nt
Organism: Saccharomyces mikatae IFO 1815
Lineage: Eukaryota; Fungi; Ascomycota; Saccharomycetes; Saccharomycetales; Saccharomycetaceae
Exons: 1
Coding region: 1-549 (182 amino acids)
Molecular function (GO): zinc ion binding
Source: RefSeq, a predicted model, not a curated record